Molecule: messenger RNA, 2241 nt
Organism: Oncorhynchus gorbuscha (pink salmon)
Lineage: Eukaryota; Metazoa; Chordata; Actinopteri; Salmoniformes; Salmonidae
Product: cadherin-related family member 5-like
Exons: 17
Coding region: 70-2241 (723 amino acids)
Biological process (GO): cell morphogenesis; adherens junction organization; multicellular organism development
Cellular component (GO): membrane; adherens junction; catenin complex
Molecular function (GO): calcium ion binding; cadherin binding
Source: RefSeq, a predicted model, not a curated record
UGGUACCAUCGUCUCCUCUCCUCGUCCUCUCUACGGACUUCAUUUGUCGUGUCGUCUGAAAACCAGGACAUGGAACUAUAUAAUGUUCAAGGAAAACAGCAAACUGCAAAUAUCCUCCUGGGUUGUCUGGUGUUGUUUUUACUUUCUGUACUCUGUCCAGCUGAGAAACUCUGUACAGUUUCUCCUGACCCCGUGUCUAUAAAAGAGAACAGCACUGUGGACGUUCUAGUAGCCAGAAUCACCUGUAGUGACGAUGUUCAGCUGACCGUCACGGAGAACCCUGCGGAGGCGUUCUACCUGCGGGGGACGGACCUCAUCGCCAAGAGAGGACUGGACUUUGAGUCUCUGCCCCGUGUGGAUGAUGCUCUGUGGGUCCGGGUGCGCUGCAACAGAACUGGCUCCAGAUCAGUGAACGUGUCUGUUGAAGUUUUCAUUGAAAACGUGAACGAUAAUCCUCCAAACUUCGCUCAGAGUCAUUACGUUCUCCAGGUGAACGAGCUGACUCCUGUGAACACCAGUGUUGGUCGGAUAGAGGCCACAGACAUUGACUCUGAGCCCUCUCUCUCCCACAUAUUGCUGACUCCUGUGAACACCAGUGUUGGUCGGAUAGAGGCCACAGACAUUGACUCUGAGCCCCUGUACUAUCGUUUAGAGUCAGCCACGAACAGGUAUCUACGACUGGAGAAUGCCAACACCCCCAACAUACUGGUGCAAAACAUAAUUGACUACGACUCUGUCCAAAAGAUCUCCCUGGUCUUACAUGUACAGGACACGUAUAACGUUUCUGAGUCCGGCGAGCCUUCGUUCACUGCCGUGGUGACCAUCACGGUUAACGUGAAGGACGUUGACAACCGUCCACCGUGGUUCCAGCCCUGUGUCAGAACCAACCUGGGGAUAGCCAAACUGUGUGUCAGCUCUGGCUACAGGGCAAAGGUCAACCUCACAGAGAAAGAGGACGGUGCUCUAUCUCUGGAGCCUGGUCCGUUAUACGCCAAGGAUGGAGACAGAAACAGGAGUGAGCUGAUCAGCUACAGGAUAAUUAGAGGGAAUGAAGGCAGCAUCUUCCAGAUCGAUGAGGAGACGGGGAACAUCUCCAUGGCCAAAGCGGCAGACAUAGCAGGCCCAAUAACCCUCACGGUCCUGGCCUCCCAGGUCACCAACAGGGACCAGUUUGCGGUGACUCAGGUCACCAUCGAGGUGCUGAGGAAGAGCAGGAACCCUCCGCGGUUUGAGAAGGAGCGUUAUGAAGGUUACAUCUACAGUAACUCAGUCCCAGAGACCAUGAUCCUACGAGACAGAACCUCCAACAGACCCUUCAGGGUCAGGGCCAGAGACGAGGACUUUGCCACCGGUGUAAACCCAGACAUGAGAUAUGAGGUGCAGUACAGCAGUUAUGUCAACGUGACAAACGAAGGGUUUGUUCUUCUCAAGAGGAUUGUGAAGACAGAGUCCUUCGCUCUGCAGAUUCGUGCUAUGGACCUGUCUACAGGGGAGUUUGGUACAGCGGCCCUCUCUGUCCUGGUUAUACCAGCUGUGGCGGUUCCUUUGCCCUCGGGGGCAGGGUACCGGGCGGGGGACAUGGCUCUUCUGGGAUUGGUCAUGGCAGCCAUCUUGGUUCUCUGCUUCAUCGUGAUUGGCUUCCUGAUCUCCCGCCUGAAGAAAGGAGGCGCCAACCUGGAUAAGAUAACUGAGUGUCUGGCUCCAUGUCUGAAGAUGACAAGGCCCCAAGGGAGACCCAAAGACACCCUGCAGUACACCAACGAUGGCUACCAGGGUACCGAGGGUGAUGCCCUGCGCUGCAGAUCCAGACACCCAGAGCCGAGGCAGAGCCAUCCCCUGGAGCGACGCCGGAGCGACCGCCACUGUGGCUUCUGCGGCCUGUACGCCAACCACAACGCCAAGCCCGGCCCGGCCUGCAGCCCUGCUAUGGGGGGUGGGAGAGGAGAAGGAGGAGACAAGGACGGGGUGAGAUCCAUCCUCACCAAGGGGGGAAAGAAGGAAGGAGGGAAGUCAGUGUGGUUUAAGGAGAACGAGGAUGCGUCUGGGAUCGAGGUGGAGAUCAUCCCGGAUACUUUGGGUCAGGAGGAGGAGACUGAGGAGGAGGUGUUGGACAUGGAGGAGGUGGAGGGGGGAGACAGGAGCAUGUCUAGUCAGACAGAGAUCGAUGGUGGGCAUGGGGACCAGGAGAGCCGUGGAGAGUCUGAUUCAGCUGCUAAAGAGGAAAAAGAGAAGGAGGGUUGA